Molecule: messenger RNA, 2686 nt
Organism: Gekko japonicus
Lineage: Eukaryota; Metazoa; Chordata; Lepidosauria; Squamata; Gekkonidae
Gene: MRPL17
Product: mitochondrial ribosomal protein L17
Exons: 3
Coding region: 57-584 (175 amino acids)
Biological process (GO): translation
Cellular component (GO): mitochondrial large ribosomal subunit; ribosome
Molecular function (GO): structural constituent of ribosome
Source: RefSeq, a predicted model, not a curated record
GGCCGCCGCCGGGCUCCUCCGUCCGUCCGUCCGUCCGUCCGUCCCCCUCGGCCAUCAUGAGGCUCUCGGCGGCGGCCUGGAUCUCGCACGGGCGGGUCUUCCGGCGGCUGGGCCGCGGCCCCCGCAACCGCCUCGACCUCCUGCGCAACCUCGUCACGGCCCUGGUGCGCCACGAGCGGAUCGAGACCAUCUACGCGCGCGCCGACGAGAUGCGCGGCUACGCCGAGCGGCUGAUUGACUAUGCCAAACGUGGGGACACCGAUCCCAAAGCCAUGCGCAUGGCCGACUUCUGGCUGACGGAGAAAGACCUCAUCCACAAACUUUUCAAAGUGCUAGCUCCACGCUACCAGCUGUAUUCAAGGAACUACACUCGAUUGCUGCAGAUUCCCAAUCGUGACGACCAAGAUCGAGCCAGAAUGGCAGUAAUUGAAUACAAGGGGAACCCUUUGCCACCGCUCCCCAUCCCACGUAGAGACAGUGAGAAGACCCUGGUGAACCAGCUCCUGAAAGGUUACAGGGACGAUGUGCUCCGAGUGAAGGGAGCCCCCCACCUUGAAGAGGGGCACGUGGGCACAGCGGUGUAGAGAUGCCUCUCACGCCCUUUGUGGGGGAAGCAGAACUGCAUGCUGCCGGGGGGGGGGGGGGGGGGGCUCGACCUUUCAUACCCCGCCUGUUGGCCGCCCUCUUAGCGGGAACAGUCACAAGCCCCGCCCCCCCCACGAGGAGUGUUGUUUCCUGGAGGCCUGUCCCCUUGGUCUUGUGGGCUGUGCCAGGCAGCAGGGGUUGUCCCUCGUAACAUCUCUGUUUGGGCAAUUUUUUGACAUAUGGAAACGUUGAGGAGGAGUCCGGUUUAGUCAUAUUUCAAUAAAUGUAGCCACGGGGCAAAUACAUUAUUGUCCAGUCUUCUCUCCUGUGCCAGAGUGCUACGUGACAUCAGAGAACAUUCGAGAAAUUUCCGUCUACUGAAAUGGAAGAUGAUCCUGAAUGUAGGAUGACUUUUAUAAAAAAGAGAAAGCUUUACAUGAAAACAGAUGAUCGUUAAUUGCAGAUACCCCCCCCACACACACACACAAAAAGAGACCGGCCAGCCCACCUCUGUCUUCCCAGCCCCCUCCCCAGGGGUCCCUUGUCACAGCCACCAUGGACACAGCCCCCCCCCCCCCCUUCUGUCUGAGCCAGGAAGCAGGAAGAGAGCCCACCCCGCAGCUGGGUUGCAAAGCCUGCUUCCAUCCCCCCAACACACACACCCGCUGAAGGAGACGCUGGCCUUUCUCUCCUGUGGCUUUUGGCUGAGCAAAGAUCCACCUAGCCAUUCCAGACUGCUGCCUGCUUCCAACCCCAGUUGGACAGAGAGGCUGGGCACCUUCGCCCUUUGUGGCCAAGCCAGAGGACACAAAGGAAAAGAGUGCGCUUGCAGAACUUUUCAGCCAGCGCAACCAAGUGGCACACCCUCUUGCCUCUCUGUGUAGGUGCCAGAGAGGGGCACAGUGGCUCCAGAUCAGCUAAGUUGGAGUGGUAGCCUCCCCAGCAGACCUCCCCACCAAUCAUCGAAUGAGGACAGCUUUACAUAAAUUUACCCCAAGUAAGCAUACAAAGAUUACUUAGCUUUCCAGGUGGCUCAAGGCACACUUUAAUAUUACCUACUAGCUGGUGUUUGCGCUGGCAAUACCACCACCAUUGUUGAAGUACUUGGAGCAUAAAUGCAGCCUUGCUGGAUCAGCCCCGUGAUCCACCCAGCACAGCAGCAUCCUCCUCCUUCUUCUUCACCAUGCCCAAGCCGCUGCCCUGGAGGCCAAGGCCUUUGCCUGACGCUGCCUCCUUGGCACUGAGUCCCAGAGGUCGGCUGCGGUCAGUGGAGGGUUCCCCUCAGCCCCCCGGCUAGCAGCCCUGCGUGGGCCUCCCCACCCUCCGUCUGCCUGACCUUAUCAAGCCGUCCGUGCUUCUGUUCAUUGCUGUGACUCAGUGGAUACAGAUGUGUGUCCUUUUGUCUGUCUUGAAUUCAUUGGGUGCCCCCAAUUUCUACUGUUAUGGGAGGGAAGAAAAAGUUCCAUAUCCACUUUCUCCCCCUGUGCAAAAUGUAUAGACCUCUGUCAUAUUCCCAUUAGUAGUAUUUUUUUCUGAACUGAAAAGCCCCAGACUCUUAACCUUUUCUUAUAGGAAAGGUGUUCCAACCCCUUAAGGACUGUGAUUGCAGUCUUCUGCAGUCUUCUGUUUAAGGUGGAGUGACAGUACUUCAGACAGCACAUGGUAUUCCAAAUGAAGCGGCACCAUGAAUCUCUUAGAGGCAUUAUAAUAUUCAUUCUUGGUUUUCAGUCCUUUUACUAAUAAUCCCCAGCAUAGAGUUUCCCUUUUAGCACACUAGUGGCUCAUUCAUUUGACAUUUUCAUCCUCUAAUAAAAUCCACAGAUCCUUCUGCCUCUCAGUGUCAGUGAAUUCUGACUCCCAUCAGUAUAUAUGUAAUGUUAGGGUUUUUUGUUCCACUUUGCAUCACCCUACAUUUACUGACAGUGAACUUCAUUUGCCAUAUGGUUGCCCAUUCAGCCAAUUUAGAGAGAUCCUCCUGGAGGUCUCCACAAUCUGCCCUGGGGUUCACCAUCCUGAAUAACUUUUCACUGCAUUGCUCACACCAAAUUUUAGAUCAUUUAUGAACAAACUAGGACCAGUCCUUGUGGCACCCCACUGCUCC